CAACAAAACAAACGACUCGACGGGUCCAUUCCGAAAGGGGCUUUUUCCACCACCACCACCACCACAAACCACCACCGCGAAGGUGCCGAACCAGUCAGUAACGUUUGUCGAAAAGAAAGUUGGCACUUCGUCGAACAUAUUCGAAUCAUUAAUAGAAAGAGGAAAGAAGAGCAGUGAGUGAGUGACUUUUAGAGAGAGAGAGAGAGAGGGAUGGUGUGGAUGGCAACUCAGCAGCUUGCAAUCAGAGGGAAGAGACGGCGGAUAUGGGGAGGAGCGUUUCUGUGUUGGGUUUUGUUAAUUCUGGUCACUCCCAAGAUUCCUCACUCCCCCAAACACCAUCUGUACGCCGACAUGCGCAAUCUUCUGGGAGUGCCUAAUACCUUGAACGUGAUCACAAAUUUCCCCUUUUUGGUUGUUGGCGCUCUGGGUUUUGUGCUCUGCGUGCAAGGGGGGUUUUUCAACAUCAGUUUGCCAGGCGAGGUUUGGGGUUGGGCGCUAUUCUAUGCUGGAACAGCAGGGGUUGCAUUUGGGUCUGCUUAUUAUCAUUUGAAGCCUGCCGAUAGUAGAGUAGCGUGGGACACCUUGCCGAUGAUGAUUGCAUACUCCUCCCUUUUCUCUAGUUUUAUAGUGGAGAGACUGGGAGGACGGAUCGGUUUAAGCUGUCUGUUUGCACUUCUUUUCAUUGCUUUUCUUAGCAUUGCAUAUGACAGAACGUGUAAUGAUAUCAGGUUGUACAUGAUGUUCCAGUUGAUUCCGUGUAUAGCAAUUCCAACAAUGUCAUCUGUGUUCCCACCAAAAUAUACUCACUCAAGAUAUUGGCUUUGGGCCGCAGGGGUUUACCUUCUCUCCAAAUUUGAAUCUGUUGCUGACAAAAAAAUCUACCGUGCAAAUCAUUUCAUUAUCAGCGGACACUCGUUGGAGCAUUUGUGUUUAGUGAUGGUCCCUGUUCUGCUCAGUAUUAUGCUCAUGAAUAGAAAGAUUAAAUGUCAAAGAAUAGACGCCUUUAAAGAAUGCUUGUGAUAGAGGCAAAGCAGAGAUGAUGGCGUUUUCUGCGCAGCGGCUAUCAGAUGCUCGAAAACUUUCUGUAAAUGAGGAGUCAUUGGAGGUAAAAGACUGCUCCGUAGUACUCUCCAGUUUUAGUCAAACAUGUGUCUCUGCCAUUGAGCAAUUAGAUUAAUCAAUUUUGGGUUGAAUAAAUUAUUAUCCAAGUGCAAAACAAACAUGAAUUUAGUCAAGCAUGUCCCUUCCCCUCUAAUGAACUGCUCUCUCCCUGCGGCUGUGACGUGGUGACUGCCCAUUGGCCGCCACAGCGCAGGGGAAAGUGAAAGAGGUUCAAAGGCCAAAGUUUUGUAACUGUAGAUACUGUGAUUGUGUCAAACCCUAAAUUUGAGUAUGGAUAUAGUCUGUGCGAGGGCAGCCGACCUCACUUAUUGGAAUAAGACUUUGAUGUUGUAGUUGUAGUAAAGCUUCUGAGGGAAUAAUUGAAAUUACAUAUAUCACCU
This is a messenger RNA of Malus domestica (apple), 1502 nucleotides long. RefSeq lists its product as uncharacterized. NCBI's taxonomy places the organism in Eukaryota, Viridiplantae, Streptophyta, Magnoliopsida, Rosales, Rosaceae. The record is from RefSeq and is a predicted model, not a curated record.